AAAAUAUGGCCAGACUGCUGCUUUAAGAAGGUCCCCAAUCCCAUUCCUCCUCACUGGGCAGGACCUCCCAACCAGGGCCUCUAGCUGCCCACUCUGGUAUUCUCGGGCUGACAGAGAUUUGAAUUCUCCCUGAGAUGGAGUGCCCCGAGGGAGGGAUGGGCCACCAUAUUUGAUGUUUUGGCAACUUAGCCAUUCCAGCCUUUGGGCUUUAAAAUGUCCCAGCUGACUUAGUGUGGAUAUAGCCCCCAAGCUGCCGUACAAAAGCAUAGCCAGACUGCUUCUUUAAGCAGGUCCCUGAUUGAUUCCUCCUCACUGUUUGGGACUUCCCAACUGGGGCCUCCAACCAACCUCGCUGGUGUUCUCCUGCUGACAGAGAUUUCAAUUUUUUCUGGGCUGAAGCUCAGUGAUGGAGGGGCAGGCCACCAUCUUUGCUGUUUUUGCAACUUAGCCACUUCAACCUUCAGUCUUUGGAGUGUCCAAGGAGACCAGGGGUGAUGUGGACCCUCAGCAUAGCACAGCUGCUCUAUAAAAAUGUGGCCAGACUGCUUUUUAAACACUUGCCCAAUGUCAUUCCUCCUCACUGGGCAAAACCUCCCAACUGGGGUCUCCAGCCACCUCCUAAAGGUGUGUUUGGGCCAGCAACAAGUUCAUUCAUACCUUCCUAGGGCAAAGCUUCCAAAGAGAGUGGUAGGCUCCCAUCUUUGCUGUUUCACAGCCUUCACUGAUGAUAACUCCAGGUACUGGAAAAUCUGAGGCUACUAGAGACUGGAGUGGGCCCUGGGCAUACUGCAGCAGCCCUAUGGAAAAGUGGCCAGACUGUUACCUGGGUUCCCAUUCCUAUAUCUUCUCACUAGGCAAGUCUUGCAGGCUGGACCUCUACCUAACCCCCCUACCAGAGCUGUCGAGCCAGUAGCAACUCAGCCACUCCCUGGACAGAGCCUCCAGGGGCAACUGAAAGCCUCUCUGCCACUGCUUCUGCAGUGGAACCGUCCUUGCUACCCUCAGACUGACGAAGGAGCUAACACCCUUAUCUACACCUUCAACAAGCUUUAAUUGACCCAAGCCCAUCUCCUAUGGGUUCUACACACUCCCCACUGCUCAUAACAGACAGGGAACCCCUGGAUUGGCCCCAACAGCACAAAUUCUCCAUUCUGGGCUGAUUGCAAUGAACAGCUGCUUGACCUGUAUCUCUCCAGGGAUGGAACCCUGAGGAGACAAACAAAAGACCCCUGGCUACAACCACUACUAAUGUCCCUUCCUCUUCUGCCUCAAAGUUAGGGAAGAAACAUAAACACUGAGAUUGCUCCUAGGCUGCAGUGGGCAGCCUAGGAGUGCCAAGCCAUGAUCUACAGCCAGCACUCAAGGGGGAGAGAAGUACAUUUUCAGGUCAUUGAGAGGGAACAUGGCUGCAAACUGUGAGGAAACAUAGGGGAGCCACAUGACCAAGCAAGAGUCUACUAACUGACCAGUAAGCUCAAGUGCCACCUACUGGAUCACAUCCCAAAGCUUCAGCACCAAAAAUACCUUACUAAUAUACUCCCCUCUGAAACCAGAAAUGAGAAGUCAGCUUCAAAUAAAGACCCUGCACAAAGCCUCCCUUUCACAAUUGUUACAAAGAGAAUAAAAUACCUAGGAAUAUAGCUAAGGAGGGGUGUGAAGAACCUCUUCAAGGAGAACUACAAGCCACUGCUCAAGGAAAUAAGAGAGGACACAAACAAAGGAGAAGGCCAGGGCAUUGACCAUGAUCACCACGAAAGGCGUGGUGCCUGGUGGCUCUGCUGAGAGCAUGCUGUCUGUGUGCCAGUGGCCUCUGUAGGCAGAGGCAGGAAGGCUUGCCCUGGCACCAAGAUCAUUAAAUGCACCAUCACAGGCAUGACAGGGUGAAUCGUGUCAUCUCAUGGGAAGCAUACCUCAGUUCCCCUCACUCUUCUGAGGACAGAUACUGGAUCCAUCCCUGGACCUGGGUUGCUCAGGAGUGGGGCUGGGAUGGGCUCUGGAACCUAGCCCAGCCCUGCAUUCAGCCCCCAGACUGCUCGGCCAGCCACUACCCCAUGUACCAGAAGCAGCAUGUGUUCAACAGCAACCUCCACUGGGACUCCGGGGCCUUCCGCAGACUCAGCCACCUGGUGCGAGAGACUCACCUCAACUUCUCAAGGGGUGCUGCUGGCUGUUGGCUUGGCAACUGUGCUGUUGAUGGGCCUGGGCCUCCUGCUGAGUCCCUCCCUGCCCCACGCCUGCCCCAUGCAGGCUUGGAAGCCUCGGUGGAGAAGCCUGGGACAGCCUCAAGUGCCUGCUGAGUAUGUGAUCCUCAGGGACAACCUCCCAUUCUAUGAAGACCUUGGCCCUUGGGGAUCUGGGGAAGGAGCUGACUCCGAGACGGCCAUGAGCUGGGGCACAGGGGAGCCACUCCUGUCCCAGACCCUGGAGGACUUCAGCAUCCGCACACUCUACGACAAGCUUGAGGACCAGAACCUGCAUGUUGCAUCCCAGCUGAGCAAGCACAGGAGUGAUGCCCUGGCCUUCUACAGGGCCACUGCCCAGCAGCUCCAGGGACUCCAGAGAAAGAUAAGGCAGGUGGAAGACACUUUGGAGGCACUGAAUGAGGAGUUCUUCCAGCUCACUGUUCAAGCCCUGGAGCUCCAGAAAGAGGAGGAGAGGCCAAACCCACUGCCUCCAGGUGAAGGUGGUGUGCUUGUGGUGGCUACCAGCAUCUUCCCUUGUGAGUGGCAGGAAGACAGACCUAACCCACUGGAGGCAGGUGGCCCAGGUGGAGAGAAGCUGGGAAUCUGGGCCCUGAAGAGUGACAAGGCUCUAGAGCUGGAAGUGAGGAGAGUCCACCUGGCCCAGAGGAUUGAGGACCUGGAGUGGGAGCUGUCCCUGCUCCUCCAAGUGGCUGCUGGCAGCUCAAGUGCAGGAGGGAGUUGGUCCAGCCAACACGCCAGCCUGGGGAGCACUGAGACACACGGGAUGCUGCAGUGGCCACCUGUGGGAGGUGCCCUCUCCACUGAGAACACAGCCAGUUUCCCCUGGUAGGAAUGAAUGGGCACCUGAGCUCAGAAUGUGUGCUGAGUUUAUGAUAUGCUGCUGCAGGGAAUACUCGGAUUUCUUUCAGAGUCUGGACCUCAGCUUGUGCUGCAUUCUGUCUUUGAUCCUUUGGGGUGAGGGAAAACAAAGUCACAUGGGUUGACAAAAUUAAUGUGGACUCCCAUCGCUAAGUCUGACCCUCAAUCCUCUCACUCAGGUGUGGGCCCUUGGUGCCUGCAAAAGCUUCACUUGGGACACCUGGAUUGAGGAGUGAGAAGCACUUGGGGGGAGCCCCAAGAAUGUAGGUACAGCCAUAUCACAUCCACUCCCCUUCUUCCAUCAUGCCUCUUGGCUGAGUCUCCAAGGGGAGUCUCCAAGUCUCCAACAUGGCUUGUGAGGAGCCCAAGUGGUCAGAUCCUCUCCUGGCUCCAGCCGACCUCCUGAACAGAGAGAGGCAGGUGGUGCCUGUGGGCCAGGCCCCUCAAGCCCCACUAAGGGGCCAGCACCAGAAGAGACUCCCUGAGAGCAGCCAGGGCCAGCCCUCCAUCAAACUGGAGCUUUGACCCCCUCCCCACUUCCCCCAAUGACACUCACGCUCCUGUCCCCUGGGCCUUGCUCGAGCAGGUCCCUUCUCAGAAAGUCCUUCCUUCCACUGCCACCCCAGAUGGAACUUGCUUCCCCUCUCAAACACACUGCAGAUGACACUUGCUCCACGAAGUUCUUCCCGGCCUCUUCCCUGGUCUAUCCCUCCUUUGUCUCCAUCGUGUGCCCAAUUCCCACCUGAGUUAUUGUGCCAUAGUUUACCCUCCAUCUAGACAGUGCCUCAGAGCAGGAUGUGUGGCACAUUCCCCUUAGUGUCUCACACAUAGAAAUGGAGUCUCACCUUCACACAGACACAGACACCCAGACAUACACACACUCACACACUCACACUUAUAUAGACAUGGUGAUGUACCAACACACACACACACAUACCCCUGAGAACACUGCUUUGCAGGUACAGGGUAUUAAGUGGCCUAUAAAGAGUUUAUUUAAAUUUUAUUUUCCUUCCCUCACCCAUCCCCAUAAAGACUUUUUGCAUGUAAUUGAUUGUAAUGACACAGCCUCCAACCCAGAGAUCACACAGUCUUCUGGGGAGGCCACACAGGCACAGAGGGAAGUGCAUGGGCAGCAGCAUAGAACUGAGUGCCAAGCCCUGUAGACAAACUGGAACAAAAGGAGGAGCCUGGAGGCAAGUGAGAUGGAGCUCCGGGCCAAAGCCCUUAGGGACAGCUUCACAGUAGGGUUGGCACUGACUGAGUCCCCGGGAUGUGGAAUGUGGGAGCUGGAAAGGGGCACCGAGAAGGGAGCAUUUCAGAUUUGUUAGAUGUCUGGAGCUAAAAUGACAUGCAAGGUACUGGCCAAAAAGGGUUAGGGUGCAGCCCUUCAGGAAAAGGAAACAAUAGAAGGGAAUAGGGUAGAGAGGGUGUUCUGAGCCUCCCCUGAUGCUCCCAUAGUCUGUCUGUGUGACCCUCAGCACUGCAAGAGGCAGCUCUGAGUGGCUCUUCCCUGCUGAAGCAGCCAUUGCUCUAGGGGGUGUGGGAAUUUACGCAAAGGCCCACAUCUAGGCCAAGCAAGUGGCCUUGAGCCAGGAGAUCUGCUAGCUUCCAGCCAGCCUGCGGAUCCCAAGGCUGAAACGAGAAGUGUAUGACCAAGCAAAAGGCCCCAGCUCUUCUAAGAAUCUCCAGGAGGGAGCAACCAGAGGAGAUUCAAAUGGAUAGACCACCUCAUAUUGCCUGGUGCCACGGGCUCUUGGUGCCCCAUGCGCCUCAAAACAGACAACACUCUAUACUGUCUCCUAGAGCAGGCGCUCAACUUUAACCAAAUGCCGAGGGAAGAAAUGGACCCACACCCGGAGCGCAAUACACAGCUACAUCUUCCUAGUGGGCCAGGGAGUAACACUGGAUAGCGUCUCGGUAUGUUGAAACGCUAAUCUCAAGAAACAGUGUAGUGAAGUCUGUCAAUCUGGAGUUUUCACAUACACAGGAACCAGCAAAGACAUAACCAGAAAUAUAGACACAGACAUAAAUAUGGAUUUUUUUGAAAUAUGUAAAUAACUAUGUAAUAUAUAUAAAUAUAUGUAUCAACACAUAAAAAUUAAAAUUAAGUAUUUAUGCAUACAAAAUGGAAGUGCUGCCUGCUACCCCAUGGUGGUCA
Messenger RNA from Pongo pygmaeus (Bornean orangutan), 5220 nucleotides. RefSeq lists its product as uncharacterized. The transcript has 6 exons. NCBI's taxonomy places the organism in Eukaryota, Metazoa, Chordata, Mammalia, Primates, Hominidae. The coding region runs from base 2068 to 3033 and encodes 321 amino acids. The record is from RefSeq and is a predicted model, not a curated record.